Messenger RNA from Gaeumannomyces tritici R3-111a-1, 321 nucleotides. RefSeq lists its product as hypothetical. NCBI's taxonomy places the organism in Eukaryota, Fungi, Ascomycota, Sordariomycetes, Magnaporthales, Magnaporthaceae. The transcript has 2 exons. The coding region runs from base 1 to 321 and encodes 106 amino acids. The record is from RefSeq and is a predicted model, not a curated record.
AUGGCUUUUAAAGCAAAAAUAAUAUUGGAACCGCAUAAAAGGAUACCGGGGGAUAUAAAUAUUUUAACUUUUAAAAAGCCGGUUAUUUGCUUUAAAUGCGGGCAAUUAAAUUAUAUCGUUGCAAUAUGCAAAAUACGAACGGAUAACCCGGAAACUCCGUUAGCUUUAGCAACCAUACAAAGGGCAAAAAGGAAAAAGCCCGAAGUACGGUAUUACGGGUAUGGGAAAUUGGGUUAUAUCCGGCCGGCGUGCCCCAAAAAAAGCAAAAUAUCGCCAUCCAAUUCGAUACCGCUAUUUGGCCGUUUAAGCACCGAGGUUUAA